AUGUCUGCCGCAGUUGCCAAACCAGCCCCACCUCCACAAGACACCACUGACGAGAAGCUUCUUCCAGGAGAGCACACUCUGCCUGCCUCCUGGUGGACCUCGCAGAAAGUUUUCGACUACGAAAAAAAGGCUAUUUUUGCCAGGUCCUGGCUUUUUGUCACGCACCAGCAGCGUUUCAAAAAAGCCGGUGACUACUUUUCCUACAGCUUUAUGGGCUGGAACUUCUUCCUGAUCAAGACCAAGGCCGGCGAGAUCAAGGCUUUCCACAACGUCUGCAGACACAGAGCGUAUCCCGUGGUCAGAAAGCAGCAGGGAUCGUCGAUUGUUCUUGGUUGCAAGUACCACGGCUGGUCUUACAACACCGACGGCCUGCUGACCAAGGCACCGCACUUUAACGAGGUUGAGGGCUUUGACCCGAAGGCCAACUCGCUGUUUGAGAUCAGAAGCCACACCACGAAGGAGGGCCUGGUUUUCAUCAACUUUGACAACACUGACGAGUACACUCCAUUCGAGGAGUUUUUCGCGGGACUCGACCAGGAGAUGGCCGAGUACGACUUUGACGACUACGAGUAUCACAUGUCCUACGAGCUGGACGGCGAGUUCAACUGGAAGACCCUGAUGGACGGCUACCAGGAGUGCUACCACUGUCCGACGGCCCACCCCGGCCUCAACUCUGCCUUCAAAAUGGAAACCUACAAAGUUGUUCCUAAGGGCAACUACUGCCGCCACUAUGCGAAGAUUGUUGAGGACGAGAUCGAGGAGGUCGAGGAGGAGGACCCGGACACCGAGUCGUCGUGGUUUGGCUUUGGAAAAAAGAAGCACGAAAAAAAGAAGACCGUCAAGACCAGACAGAACCCGGGCGGAAACUUCAACGGUCUGUGGUGCUAUCUGUUCCCUACGAACGGCGUGAACUGCUACUCGCCAGCGUUCUACUCCAUCAGAGUGCUGCCUAUUGCUCCGUCGAGAACUAUUUUGCAGUACGACAUCUACACCAAGAAGGGCCUUGCAGAGGAUAAGAAAAAGGAGUUUGUCGAUUUUCUGCAGCAGGUCGAGAUCGAGGACUUCAACCUGUGCGUCCAGACCCAGAAAAACCUUAACCAGGGUAUUUAUUCUACGGGCUACCUCCACCCUCUCAAGGAGCGCGGCGUCUUGCAUUACCAGGGCCUGGUGAAGGACAUGGUCAAAAAACACUUUGAGCUCGAGCAGAAGGAGGGAAGAGAAAUCAACCCGGCCAGAAUCGGCGGCAAGCAGAACUCCAGCGAGGCUCAGGAGCUCGAGGAGUUGUGCUCCAAAAUCGAGUGCCAGGGCUCAAACCCAGAGUCGCUCGGCGAGCUCGACUGGUGA
Molecule: messenger RNA, 1344 nt
Organism: Ogataea angusta
Lineage: Eukaryota; Fungi; Ascomycota; Pichiomycetes; Pichiales; Pichiaceae
Exons: 1
Coding region: 1-1344 (447 amino acids)
Molecular function (GO): 2 iron, 2 sulfur cluster binding; iron ion binding
Source: RefSeq, a predicted model, not a curated record